AUGAAGCGGAAUUCUUUCCCCAUUGAAGCCCUAGCUCCUUGGGCGCGGCUGAAUGGGGUCUCAACCCACGAGGUCGCUUUCCGGAAGCUGCAGGCAGAAGAUGGAACGGACAAGGGCGGAGCAAUUGUCGCGACGGGAGACAUACUUCCAAGUGAAUCGGGAAACGAGGUGUCUUUGGAAGCUCAAGUUCUUCUCAAAGUGCCAUCAGAUAUGAUCCUUUCAUAUGAAAUGGUCGAGAAUCAUGCAAAGUCCGAUCGGUAUCUUCGCGACGUACUGGAUGUGCUUGGGGAUUUCGGAAAGACAGCUAGAGGUGCCAUCUUAACCUUUUUGCUCAUCCAAGUUACGCACUCCUGCCCUGAAUUUUCAGAUGAGCGACAUAAAAUCGGGGUAUCGAAUCCUUGGACUGAAUAUGUAAAUUUUCUGCCUUCAGAAAUACCAUUGCCUACGUUCUGGACAAUGGAAGAGCUUGAGCUGCUACGAGGAACGUCCUUGAGACUGGCCUACGAAGCGAAGAUACUUUCCUUAGAGACGGAAUUCGAUCAUCUUCGCCAGUCCACAGCCGAGAUUUUGUGGUGCCAGGAGCACUGGUGGGAUGAAGAUACUGGAAAGCUUACUUUCGAUGACUGGAAAUACUUGGAUGCAGCAUUCCGAUCACGAUCGGUAGACCUACCUGGACGUGGACACUCAAUGGUUCCAUGUAUUGAUAUGGCAAACCAUGCAUCAGAAAGCAUGGUGAAUGCUCUGUACGAGAAAGAUAUCCACGAUAAUGCUAUCCUUCAGCUACGUCCGGGAAAGGGGCUGCACUCAGGCGAUGAAGUCACAAUUUCAUACGGCGCCGAUAAGGCAGCAUCUGAGAUGGUGUUCUCGUAUGGGUUCCUCGACCAAGAGAGAACCGAUGCGAAACAGUUGUUUCUCGACCUAGAUAUACCCGAAGAUGAUCCAUUGAAGAGGGCGAAGAAAGCAUUUUGCAACGAGGCCCCAGGGGUUCGUAUUAUCUCAAACUUCGUGGGUUCUGGAGAGACAAAAGCCACAUGGGAAAGUCCAAUUAUCUGGUGGGCUUGUGUGAAUGAGGAAGACGGACUUGAGUUUACGUUGCUGCAAACUAACGAUGGCGGCAAUGAGGUCAAGGUUACCUGGAAAGAAGAGGAGCUAACUAGCCCAAACCAUCUUAAAGAUUUCCUAACAGCAGACCCUUCAUGGGAUAUUUUUCAACUACGUGCGGUCGUGCUCAUUCUCGAGCGACUUGAAACUCAAUUUUUCGUUCUUCAGACGACGGAGAGGAUGGUAUCUGAUAUCCGCGAGGACGAAGAUAUGCGUGCUAUCUUCCGACCCGAUGUGUUCAACGCCGUCACAAAGCUGAGGGAACUGGAAGGCCGGCUACUAGAGAUGGCAAUCAAGGACCUAGAGAACCAGAGACAGGAGUUGAUGAUGUCGGAAGCGGUCCGCACUUACCUUACUCAACAGCAGUCUACAGACAUCGAGGAGGACUUCUCUUGA
Molecule: messenger RNA, 1497 nt
Organism: Aspergillus ochraceoroseus IBT 24754
Lineage: Eukaryota; Fungi; Ascomycota; Eurotiomycetes; Eurotiales; Aspergillaceae
Product: SET domain-containing protein
Exons: 4
Coding region: 1-1497 (498 amino acids)
Biological process (GO): peptidyl-lysine monomethylation
Cellular component (GO): nucleus
Molecular function (GO): protein-lysine N-methyltransferase activity
Source: RefSeq, a predicted model, not a curated record